Messenger RNA from Etheostoma spectabile (orangethroat darter), 1781 nucleotides. RefSeq names its product LIM homeobox transcription factor 1, alpha (gene lmx1a). NCBI's taxonomy places the organism in Eukaryota, Metazoa, Chordata, Actinopteri, Perciformes, Percidae. Gene Ontology annotation, molecular function: DNA-binding transcription factor activity, RNA polymerase II-specific; RNA polymerase II transcription regulatory region sequence-specific DNA binding. Gene Ontology annotation, biological process: neuron differentiation; regulation of transcription by RNA polymerase II. Gene Ontology annotation, cellular component: nucleus. The record is from RefSeq and is a predicted model, not a curated record.
UCUCUCUCUCUCUCUCUCUCUCCCUCUCUCCUUCCCGUUCACUCCUAAUAGGAUAAUUGAUAGAAGGCCUAAACAGUCAAUACCGGUGGACUGAGAGAGGUCGUCGGAAGCUCUGAGAGGAACGUUGAUGCUCUGCUCUUUGCUCCGAGAAGCAAGUUGCAGCGGGACUUUUAGCGCCGGAGAUGCUCUGAGAAGAACAGAAGAGUUGCCAAAAUACUUUCCCACCGUCUGGAAACUCGCACUUUAAAGUGUUUCUUCAGUGGAGUGCAAUGGUAGAUCGAGCGGCAUUAUGCUUAGAUAUGGAUCAGAGGGCAGUGUGUGCCGGAUGCCACCGGCUGAUCACAGACAGAUUCCUGCUCAGAGUCACUGACGGCCUCUGGCACGAGGAGUGUGUGCGGUGUGCGGCGUGCGGGGACGCGCUCAGGAACUCCUGCUUUCUGCGGGACCGCAAACUUUACUGCAAGCGGGACUAUGCUGAUCUGUUUGCAGUGUGUUGUGGGGGCUGCGCGGAGGCCAUCUCUCCUGCAGAACUGGUGAUGCGUGCAGGGGCCGCUGUGUUCCACCUGCGCUGCUUCACCUGCAGCGUUUGUUCCUGCCGCCUGCAGACUGGAGAUCGCUGUGUCCUCAGAGAGGGACAGCUACUGUGUGCCAGAGAGGACUAUCACCAGUGUGUGGCCAGCCCAACCUCCUCCGACACAGGUAAAAGUGUUGACGAAGAAGAAGAAGAAGAAGAAGAAGAAGGAGAAGAAGAAGAAGAAGAAGAAGAGGAGGAGGAAUCUGUGAGGGUUACAGGCAGACGAGUUAGAUCAGAAGACCUGGAGAGCAAACGUCCCAAAAGGCCACGCACUAUUCUGACAACUCAACAAAGACGGACCUUUAAAGCCUCAUUUGAGGUCUCAUCCAAGCCUUGCCGAAAGGUAAGGGAGACCUUGGCAGCAGAGACUGGUCUGAGCGUCCGGGUGGUGCAGGUCUGGUUCCAGAACCAAAGAGCCAAAAUGAAGAAACUGGCCAGGAGACAGCAGCAGCAGCAGGAGCAGCAGCAGACUCAGGAGCAGCGCGAUCACCCAUCACAUCACACAGCACCCUCCUGUGGUGCUUUGACCUCUGAGCUGGAGCACCUGGGGUCCUCCUAUACCCACAUUCAGCAGCAGCAGCAACAGCAGCAGAUGGGACUCACCACACUGGAGCAGCAGGACUACGACAUGGACCCCUUCAGACAGGGCCUGACCCCGCCUCAAAUGCCAGGGGAUCACAUGUACCCCUACGGUUUUAAGGGUCUUUACGGUGACAUGGACAGAGACCCUCUGUGUCAUGUGGCUGACAGCGACUGCCGGUCCCUGGGUGACUCCACUCUGCUCACCCCUAUUGACUGCCUCUACUCCAUGCAGGACUCUUACUUCACUUCCUGAGGGUGGAGAUCAGACUCAGUGAGAAGCAUCUCCCUCAUUCUGCAUCGCUCUCCAGUCUCAUCAUUUAUCUUCCAGUACCGUGCACAAGGUAGAAGCUGAAGAGGUAGUCACCGCCACGGAGAUGUGGGUACACUGUGAUACCAUGCAACAUACCAUGUGCACAUGCAUAUAAACUUGAUUACACUACUCUUAUGCUUUACAAUCCCCCUGCACGACAUAGGCUCCUGUGUAAGCACAAUGCUGCCAGACCUCUCUCAAUAUGUUUGAAUGUUAGAUUAUGAGAUUAUAACCUCCUCUACUAAUGUAAAUAUCUGUUUGGGUGUGUAUUUGUAUUUAUUCUUACAAUGCGUGUAUGCUGUUCAUCUCGAAUGA